Molecule: messenger RNA, 1943 nt
Organism: Malania oleifera
Lineage: Eukaryota; Viridiplantae; Streptophyta; Magnoliopsida; Santalales; Ximeniaceae
Product: gibberellin 2-beta-dioxygenase 6-like
Exons: 3
Coding region: 72-1124 (350 amino acids)
Biological process (GO): gibberellin catabolic process; response to light stimulus
Source: RefSeq, a predicted model, not a curated record
CUCUCCAUCUCUCUCUCUCUCUCUCUUCUGAAAGCGCAGCACGUGCGUCAUCAGAUAACGGGCGGCCGGUAAUGGUAGCGGCGGGACGGAAAGAAAAGAUCGGACGGAGUGGGGAUGAGGAGGUGCCGGUGGUGGACAUGUCGUGGGGGAAGAGAGGGGAGGUGGCGAAGGAGAUAGUGAAGGCGUGCGAGGAGUACGGGUUCUUCAAGGUGGUGAACCAUGGAGUGCGGGCGGAGGUGAUAGGGAGGAUGGAGGAAGAGAGCUACCGGUUCUUCGGGAAGCCGGCGGGGGAGAAGCGGCAGGCGGGGCCGGCCAACCCCUGCGGCUACGGCAGCAAGAGCAUCGGGUUGGGUGGGGAUGUGGGAGAGGUGGAGUACCUCCUCCUCCACACUGACCUUCCCUCCAUUUCCCACAGAGCCAUUUCCAUCUCCCACGACCCUACCAAAUUUAGCUGUGCGGUGAGUGGGUACAUAGAGGCGGUUAGGGAGCUGGCAUGUGAGCUAUUAGAUCUGAUGGCAGAGGGGCUGUGGGUUACUGACACGUCAGUCUUCAGCCGGCUCAUCUCCGCCGUUGAUAGCGAUUCCUUGUUCAGGCUCAAUCACUACCCCACUUCUCCCAUGGGCGGCAGCAACGGCUGGGACGCUGACAUGUCACCUCCCACCUGUCAUCGUGCCAGCAACAGCAGCAGCAGUAGCAGCAGGAUUGGGUUCGGAGAGCAUUCUGACCCUCAGAUCUUGACCAUCCUCAGAUCCAACGACGUGGGCGGCCUCCAAAUCUCUGUUGGUGAUGGGGUGUGGGUCCCUGUCCCACCCGACCCCACCUCCUUCUAUGUCAAUGUGGGAGACGUCUUACAGGCAAUGACAAAUGGGAGAUUUGUGAGUGUGAGGCACAGGGUGCUGGCUAACUCAUCACACAAGCCGAGAAUGUCAAUGGCCUACUUUGGGGCCCCUCCCCCCCACGCAAAGAUCACAUGUCCUCCAGAGCUGGUCACUCCCCAGAGACCCUCCCGUUACAGGCCCUUCACUUGGGAAGAGUACAAGAAGGCUAUGUAUUCUCUCAGGCUUGGGGACGACAGGCUUGACCUCUUCAAGAACUGCACAGAUGAUGAAGCUGCUUUGAUGUAAUUCAGAUUCAAGCAUGGCUGGUAAAAAGGGUUAGAGAAGUUAGUACUACAGUUUGCACCCCGUAAAAGGGGAAUUUUGCUGUAAUUCUUCCCAAGGGUUUUGUUCAGCAGGGAUGAAAUGGGUAAAUCUCAAUCAUCAAUGGGUAAAUUUCUUUUCCAAGCUGAACUCCAUUGUUUACACUUCACAGUGAACAUGAAAAUAUGGAAAAACCAGGAAAUAUCGGUAAUUCGAACCCACAAACGGAGUAAAUAUGAGGCGUGCAAAAAAGAAGAAAAGGCAUAUAGAAGUGUCAUGCAUGUAAAUGGGUGAUGAUUUAUUACAUAUACAAUCAACUGUUCAAAUCCAGAACUGUUACAAUAGGUUGGAGGCCUUCCAAAAACAUCAGCCCCUCUAUUUCAAUUCAGUCAUCUACCCUAAUCCAUGGUACACUGAUCAAGGUUUUUACAGUAUUGUAAUCUGUUAAACCUUUUUUACCUGGAAAUGUCAGCAAAAAAUCUGACAUAUACCAAUGUGUAUGUGUACAAGAUCACCGCCUAGUUUGUCCACAUGAUGAAAAUAUGCUGUGUUAUAUAAAUCAAAUUGCCCUUUCCAGCCAAUAUGCUAAUAAAGUCUUCAAAGGAGGGAAUUGUGAUCAAAAGAGCAUUUGAGAUCUUGCAGCGCCACGCGAGCACCUCUUCCGACCAGUUUUGCUUAGUGCACAGACACAGAUCUCGAGGAGCUCAUAGUCCUCUUCCCAGAACAACGAGGAUGCCAUUUCAGGGUUCUCCAAGAGCAUCUUUGAGGUCAGGAAACCAGCAAUUGUCCAUGUUUGGAAAAGCC